Molecule: messenger RNA, 9974 nt
Organism: Myxocyprinus asiaticus (Chinese sucker)
Lineage: Eukaryota; Metazoa; Chordata; Actinopteri; Cypriniformes; Catostomidae
Product: xin actin-binding repeat-containing protein 2-like
Exons: 8
Coding region: 54-9788 (3244 amino acids)
Biological process (GO): actin filament organization; actin cytoskeleton organization
Cellular component (GO): focal adhesion; stress fiber
Molecular function (GO): actin filament binding
Source: RefSeq, a predicted model, not a curated record
ACGACAGUCAGACGAGCCCGGCUCAUUCUGAACCUGUCCCCCUGCAGAACCGUAUGGCGAUGUACCAGGCGGCGGUCUCCAAACAGGAUAGACCAGAUAUCUCCAGCCAGGUCAUGGAAGAAGCUGAGGUUUGCUCUUUGCCUGGGGGUCUUGCCAGCAUCCGUAGACAGUUUGAAAAUGAAGCGAUGUCCUCUACUCACACGGUCAACGAGUUUCACCUCUCACACAGAUCUGUGCAGGAGGUGUCUAAUUCAUCAGCGAUGAGUGUGGUGAGCAGCAGCGGGGGUCGACAUGUCUCACAGCAGGUCUUCCUCAAGGAUGAAACGGUACGGGCAUUUCCGAUAGCCAAUGGGGAGGAAGCUAUUUCCAGUUAUGAAAAUCAUCAUAAUGAAACUGAGGAGGAAGAGUACUUUCCACGACUCUCAACUAAAGAACUGGCACAGCGUUUUGAAAAAACUAUUGAGGAAGCAGCCCCAAGCAAGAAAAUUAAGAUUGAACGUAACAACAGCCACUCACAGCUGGCAUCAGAUGUGAAUGUAUCCCAUCAAGCUGUGCAGAGCGAGAUAUCAAAAACUUUGAACAGUGUUGAAAAAGACAAAGUGGAGGAGGGUGAAUCAAGCCCUUUGCCUGCUUUUGAUGAUGAUGAAGAUGAUUAUUUGGAAUAUCUGCCACCACCCCCACCAGACUUACUAGAGGAAUUCCCAGAAGAAGCAGAGGAUUUCCCAGAACCCCCAAUUUACCCAGUGAAGCACACAAUGAACCGAGAGCAAUACUAUACACAAAGAGAACUAUCAGAGCUAAAACGACUCUGCAAACACAUUCACCCAGAUGUCAGGAAAGACUUAGAAAGAGAUUUCUAUAACGACGAGAUGGAUGAAGAAAUUGAAGCUGUAGGAGAUGUUCAGGAGGCAGCAUACCAGUUUGAACACACUGGUAGCGUUUCAAAUGAAAGCCCAGAACACGAAUACCUGGAGUGGGAUGAGAGUCUAAGAGGUGAGGUGCAGUCCAUGCGCUGGAUGUUUGAGAACAAACCUUUGGACUGUAUUAAGGAUGACUAUUUAGAUAAUGAGGAGGACAGUGAGGUUCAACAGGAAAUCAUCGUGAGGGGUGAUGUGAAGAACACCGCUUUGAUGUUCGAGACGCAGCCCAUGGAUGCACUGGGGCUGGAUCGUGAUUCAGCUAAACGCAACUAUUUAGCGAAUAAAGUCGGAAAGAAAGAUGUUCGUGCGGCGGCCUGGUUGUUUGAAACAAAGCCAAUGGAUAAGCUGAAUAAAAUUCAUGCUGAUGAAGAGCAAACCAAAGAAGUCAUCUUCACACAAGAGGCAACCGAAGGGGAUGUGAAGUCUGUAAGGUAUAUGUUCGAAAACCAGGAGAUGGACUCUCUUGGCGACACGGAAACUAUGGACGAGAAGCAACUUCUAAGUCUCAAGUCUGUGCUGGAGGAGAUCAAAUCAGAAGUGAAGAAGGUGAUAUGGAUGUUUGAGACUCAAUGCAUUUGUGUAAUGAGGGAGCACUCAGGUGCGAUGGUUCUUAUUAAAUCUGUCCGAAGAGAGGAAACAGAAAAAGGUAACAUCAAAACAUUAAGGUGGCUUUUUGAGACCCAGCCUUUGGAUGAGAUUGAAGAGGACCUUUCUCACGUUCGGCUCAUUUCCAGCAUUUCCAUGGAGGACAACAAUCUGGGUGAUGCAAAAAGGGGAAGAUGGCUGUUUGAGACAAAGAGUCUUGACUCCAUAAAUGUACAGUGGGAAAGACUGCAAAAGCAGCAGAAAGAAGAGAUUCUUGGGGCAGAUGUACGCAAACACUGCAUGGUAUUCGAGACUCAACCGAUGGACACGCUGAAAGACAAUUCCAACUCUAGGCCUGUCACCACAGAGCAGAUUAUUGGAGGCAACGUUCGCUCUGUUAGACACUUAUUCGAAAGUGCUCCACCGAGUGAGCUAAAAGAACUGCCAGAGGUGGGAAAGUUAAAUAAAAAGGUUGAAUUUGAGGAAGGAAAAUGUGAUGUUAGACACCAGAGGUGGUUAUUUGAGAAUAAGCCUUUGGAGAACAUCAAAGAUGAGGAAGAUGAGGUAUGCCAACUUAAGGAAACUGUAGCACCUAAUGAAGAAAGAGGUGAUGUCAAACAUCAAAGAUGGCUGUUUGAGAACCAGUGUUUGGAAGAUAUUAGAGAGGAAAAGAGAAAGUUUACAAAAACAAUCGAGACCGAACAAACAGAUAAAAUUUACAGGGUUGAUGUCCGGCGAAAUUGUUGGGUGUUUGAGACGCAGCCAAUGAACACGUUAAAGGAUGAUUCAAAUGACAAACCAGUAGACACAGAGGAAAUUAUAGGCGGUGAUGUUCAAUCAGCCAGAAACUUUUUUGAAACUGCGCCAAAAGAUGAGAUGAAGGAGCUUGCAGAGGUGGGGAAACUCAAACAAAUGGUGACAUCUGAGGAGAGGGGCGAUGUUAGACACCAGAAAUGGGUGUUUGAGAGCCAGCCUCUCGAGCAGAUCAGAGAGGAAAAAAAGAAAAUGACAAGAAUGGUGAAUGUGGAGGAUAUUGAAAAUGUUGAUGUAAGCAAUUGCAAGAAAAUCUUUGAGACUUACGACUUAAGCCAAUAUGAUGAAAGUCAGAAGAUUCAAGUUGAGGGUGUCACCACCGGAUCUGUGCAAUCAAAUAAAGAUCUGUUUGAGUCAAUGCCUUUGUAUGCCAUACAAGACAGCUCAGGACAUUAUCACGAAAUCAGAACCGUACGACGAGAAGAAAUUGUCAAAGGAGACGUCAGAAGCUGCCAAUGGAUGUUUGAAACUCGCCCUAUUGACCAAUUUGAUGAAAGUGUCACCAAAUUCCAAAUCAUAAGGGGCAUAACUCAACAAGAGGUUGAAUCUGGGGAUGUUAAGACAGCAAAAUGGCUUUUUGAAACCCAGCCGCUCGAUGCUAUUAAGUAUUUUAGCAAUAUCGAAGAUGAGGAGUGUGUUACUAGGGAAACGACAGAAAUAGUGAAAGGUGAUGUUAAAACUUGUAAGUGGCUUUUUGAGACCAAACCUAUGGAUACGCUUUACGAAAAAGAAGAGUUUAAAAGUGAAAAAGAUUGUGGCGACAUUCAAAAAGGUGACGUGAAGACAUGCACUUGGCUUUUUGAAACGCAAACUCUUGAUGCCGUACAGGAUAAUUCAGAGACGGUGUUGAAAACUCGCACUGUGAAACAAGAUGAUAUUCAAGGAAAAGAUGUACGCAUGGCACGCUUCCUGUUUGAGACUGAAAACUUGGAGGACAUUACUGGUGAAGACAGGGGAGCCUUCAAGAGAGUGACUGAGAUAGACAUUCAGUCUGGGGACGUGUCUCGGAUGAAAUACAUAUUUGAGACCCAAUCUUCAGAUGUGAUGAGUUCAACCUCUGAGGACUUCAUGAGACAGCUGAGGAGUGUUCAGUCUGAGGAUAUUCAGAAAGGAAAUGUUGGAAACCACAAAUGGCUGUUUGAAAACCAGCCCAUAGAUGCAAUCUCCGAGACCCCUGGUGAGCUGAAAACAACCCGCACUGUACAAGACAUUCAGGGAGGCAAUGUAGAUAAAGGCAGAUUCAUUUUCGAGACCUACUCCUUAGAUAAGAUUCAAGACGAGCCCAAAAUGAGAAAAAUCCAGAAAGUCAUCCGAGACAAGGAGGAGAAAGGAGAUGUAAAAAGCUACGCCAUGAUGUUUGAGACUCAGCCUCUUUACGCCAUCCAGGACAAAGAAGGUUAUUAUCACGAAGUGACCACACUUACAAAAGAGGAAAUACAAAGAGGUGAUGUGGUGGGAACCCGCUGGCUGUUCGAAACAAAGCCUCUGGACUCAAUUAGAGACACAGAUGAGGUCUACCUCUUAAAAUCUGUUACAGAGGAAGAUGUCCACAAAGGUGACGUCAGCUCAGCGAGGUGGCAGUUUGAAACCCAACCCCUGGAUAAGAUCGCAAAGGAUGACAAAAUAUCAAUCAAAACUGUCAAAGACAUUAAAGGGGGGGAUGUUAAGACAAACAAAGAGCGUUUCGAGUCUGAUAAAAUGUCUCAAAAGCUGGUGCGUACUGUUAGCAUGAGUGAGAUUAAUAAAGGUAACGUUAGGACAGCAAAAUGGAUGUUUGAAACUCACACAAUUGAUCAGAUCCACUAUGAAAGUUCAGAGGAUGAAAUAAAUACAGUUGUUUUGGAGGAGGAGCUGAAGGGGGACGUCAAACAAUCUGUUUGGAUGUUUGAGAAGAAUCCUCUUGAUCAAAUUAAAGAAAGUGAAGAAACUAAACAGGUGGUGCAUGAAGAGAUCCCCAGAGUGGACGUAAAAAUGACAACAUGGCUUUUUGAAACCACUCCAUUCCCUGAUUUCAAUGAGAGCAGUUUGGAGAAAAAUGAAAUUGUUGGUAAAAGUGUCAAAGCAACCCUCGAUGAACUAUAUACUCAGAAAAUGGUAGACUCAAAAGGCAUUAUUAUUGAGGCAGAUGAAAUUGGAGAUGUUCGCAUGGCUAAGUACAAUCUAAUGAAUAAAGAGGCUCCUCAGAUCCAGAAAGAAGAAAUCAUCAAAAGUGAUCUACAAAACAUCAUGAUGAACCUCCUAAACAGACAGGAGAAAAAUGAGAGGGCAAUCAUUAUAAAUGCAGAGGAGAGAGGGGACAUCAGUGGCACAGUGCAACAGCUGCUCCACCAGCACAGUGACACCACUGUGGAGAAAGAGGAGAUAAUAAGAGGUGACAUUGAGGAAGCCAUAAACAACCUACUCAAAGAGGAGAGCACUGGAAAACGGGGUAUUCUCAUUCAGGAAGAUGAAAUGGGGGAUAUUCAUAUGACCAUUUACUCUUUAUUCAAUACACAUGAAGAAUCGACCACUUUGAAAGAAAAUAUAGUCGGCGGUAAUGUGAAAGGGUGCCUAGAGAGACUUUACAAUCCAGACACAGAGGAGAUUGAGAGAAUUAAAGUGGAUGAAGCAGAAAGGGGAAAGGUGAGGUUUUAUUCUACGUGUAUCGAAUCGGGUGCACUGGAUUACCUCAGAAAGCUGCAGGUAGGGCCAGAUGAGACUGAGCCAGGUAAAAUUGAAAAAGAGGAAAUCAUUGGCUGUGAUAUUGAAGGGACAAAACUCAGCCUGACACGUAAUCAGACAGAAAUCGGUCGUCUGGUAGACAGGGAAGAUAUAGUCCCAGGCGAUGUUCAUAACACUGUCAAGGUUUUCAUGACGGAGCCUCCAGUCUCAUUUGAGCAUUUAAAUAAAGAAGAAAUAAUAAGAGGGGACUUACAAGCAGCUAUGAACUCACUGACACAGUCCAUAAACCAGACGGUUGUUCUGGAGAAAGAAGAAUUAGUUAGAGGUGAUCUACCUACAACCCUUAGGUCUCUUGAGGAGGCCCAAAAUCAGAUGAGAGAGGUAGAGAAACCAGAAAUCAUUCCUGGUAACAUCAAAGGAGCACUGAAGUCACUCAAAGACUCUGCUUCCACCAAGGUGGAAAUAGUCUUAGAAGAUUUAGUACCAGGUGACAUCAAAGGUAUGUUAAAAUCACUAGAGGAGGCCAGACAUGCCGUGAAAGAGGUAGAGAAGGAGACAGUUGUUAAGGGUGACGUUCACACAGCAAUACAGAGUCUGCAAGAAGCUUCUAAUGAGAUAAAGGCUUACCAGCAGGAUAUUGGUGUCCAGGGAGAUGUGAAAGGAAAGAUUCAACUCUUAUUCGAGCCUCCUCCAUCUCCCAGAAUGCAACGUAGGGCAAGCACAGAGGGUGAUGUGAAGCUUUCCAUAAAAGCACUCUAUGAGACCCAAGAGCAAGUGCAAUCGGAGAAAGAGGAGGUGAUAAAGGGGGAUGUAAAGGGCACAAUAAAAUCCUUAAUGGAAACAGCACAGAGAGCAAGUCCAACGAUUCCCCGGAGGAAGCCGAAAAGAAAGGUCAAAGUUCCUGUCAAAACCCUGUCUCCAUCUGUAAAGGAGAUCCAGACACAUAGGCCCACCCCUGCAGUUAAAAACCUUGAUAUAAGCUGUGAAUCACAGAGGAAUGCUCAAGAGCAUGCAACUGCCAAAUCAAUGCACGACAGAUAUACAUCUCAAGAGAGUCAAACCACAACACACAGCCAGGAGACAAAUACCACUGUGUUGGAACAAAAAACGAUAAUUCAAACACACGCUGUCAAAACUUUAAAGACGGACUUCCGUAACCUCAAAAGUAGUCGUAAGGGUUUAAUCAGACUGGAUAAAGCAAAAGAAAAGCAACAAGAAAUUUGCAUACCACCUCCACCAUCUGAGCCCGAACCACCUCUGCCUCCCCCUCCCUCACCCCCUCUCGAUUAUGAUAGCAUCUCUUUCCCCACUCCUCCUCCGAGCAUCAGGGGUGAUCAUGAUCUUCCUCCUCCCCCUACUCCGCCUCCUCCUCCAAUUUGUUAUCCAGCAAAGUCAGAACUUGACCCUUUACCUCCUCCACCAACACCACCUCCUCCUCCUUUGCCCACAGCAGAGCAAGAUAUCCUCCCUCCCCCUCCCACUGAGCAGGAGCUAGACCUCCUCCCGGCACCCAGCAUAACACCAACUAAACCCACUAAAAUGACCGUCAAACCCAUCAAAAUGCCUACCUUGUGCAAAGUACCCAAGCUUGAGCCUGCUAUUUCAUUUGACAAAAUGGACAUACAAGCUACAAAAAAGACCAAGAGUGCUGAAAUGGUGAAAAACACCAUCGGAGUACUGACUCAAAGCACCACCUCAUCAGUCAAAUCCACUCUGAUCUCCUCUGAUUUUCAGUCAGCUUUUACAAAGCAGCCACCAGAGUCUCCACGGCCUCCCAAGAAAGUUUUCGCCCCCUUGAGACUCACCCCUCCCGUCUCUCCCCCACCAAGCAUAUCCCCCACAAGCAAGUUCAAAACCCCAUUAAUACAAGCCGAGAACAAAUACAGACAGCAAAGGGAAGGGAGCUGCACGCCACCACGCUCCCCGGCUUUUGAAAUUCACAUGCAGAAGUCUGUGAGCGCAGCCCUUGAAAUGCUUUCUUCUGAGAGCACGGACACAGUGCAAUCAGAGGCAAGCUUAUCAUUUGAUUUCACUCAAGAGAGAGCUCAAAAGAGUGUGACCAAAUCUGAAUCAGCCACAGAUUCAUCCAAGCACCCACAUCUCUCAGAUGCUCCCCCAAGCAAGGCUUUGAUCACUGCUGCAAAUGAGAAAUCUCCUUCACAAUCUCCUGUUAUUUCCUCAGCUAAAAACAACAUUAUCUCUAAUCAGCCAUCGCAAGCCUCUUCAGGUCAGCAGCAGACCACCUCCACUUCAACUAAGAAGAAAAAGAAGAGAUCCAUGGCAACCAAUAUACAACAGGUGACAUCUGUUACUCAAACAAGGACAGUUAUUAACAAUACAACACAAGCAUCUGAAGGAGUAAAGGUGUCUGUCACAAAUGACAAGCCUCAGACUAAAAAUGUGCCUGUGCAGGGUACCACUGAGGCCAAGACUGUUGGAAAAGAUUUUACAAGCAGCACUCAAAAUGAAGAUGGAUCCAUGUCUGAAGAAAAAACAGAGGAGAGCAUGCCAAACAAAAAUCAAGAAAAGGCUAACAGUCAAAAAGCUAAGAAAGUUAGUAACAGUGCUAAGCUGGAGAGUUUGGUGAAAACAACAGUGGAACAGACACAGAGUGUGAAAGUUAUACAUUACAAUGAGAGAAAAGAAAUAGAUGGUAAAGUGGAAAAGGAGGCCAAAGAGAAACCUGUUGAGGAGCCCCUCGCCACUCCAAAAAAGAAAAGGAGGGGUAAAAAUAAGAAAGACAGGGAGGUGGCUCAGCAAGUGCAAAGUAGCACCACCAGUGAAGCAUCCACCUUGCCCACAGAGGCCAAGCCUGCUGAGCCAAAAUGGCCAGUAUUAUCAUCCAAUAAAAAGCAAGAGGAAGUCACAGUUGUGCAAAAACUGCAGAACUUUCGAGGGGAACACUCAGAGGUUUACAAGGAGGUCAUCAUUACUGAGAGUACAGUCCAGCAGCAGAGUUUCCAUGAGGAGGACACAGCUGUGAAACUUCAAAAGCAGGACAACGGCAAGCAGCAGAUUCCAGAGAAAUCGAAAGAUAAAAGCCGAAAUAUUCCAAUAAAAAUGGCAGGAAAUUCUGCACAAAGGGAGCCUGCUGAGUCCUCAGUGGAGAGCGUUGGCACACUGUUAAGGCAUGCUGAAGCUCAAAAGAUGUUGUCUCAUAUCACAGACUUACAGGGUGCGGAAAAAAAUGACUUUAAGUCUGUGAAGGCAUGGCUUACUGAAAUGCCAGCCUGGCUUCUUGGGCCAGAAGAGAAAAGUGAUUUGGAAAGAGCAGCAGCUGAGCCCAAUGAACAGAAGUUCAAAGAAAUUCUUGCUCACAUAAAAAUACUUAUUGAAACUAAACUAACAAACUUCGAUGGAAGUUCUGACACUAUUGAAAAGCAUGAAUGUAAUGCCACAUCAGAAAAAUUAGUCUCUGCUGGAGCAACACAAAGAAUUUCCAAAAUAACCAUUGGUUCUACAAAGUGUGAAAAACAAAAGAUAGUCAAACAACACAAAAGCCGAAAGCAGCAAAACAGCGACAAUAAAACUCUAGACCUCAGAGCUCCAUCUCCAUCAUUACGAAUGCGCUCUGCCUCACCCACAUUCAUCACCAUCGAGUCCACGAGGAGAACUGACUCCCCCCAGACAGUGCCACUUUUGCCUCUGCCAACGGCGCCAACACCUCCACCACGCAUAAGCAGAGCCUCUCCAUCACCCUCCUCGAGCAGGGCGGAUAGUCUGACACGACUACGAAAUGCAACAGCAACACUCUCCCGCGGAGCCUCGCCCGAUUCAUUGCCUCGCGUAGUGCCGGUCACCGGAAAGAAGUCUGAAAUCAUAGAAUCUCCUGCCACGUUCCAUCGACAAAUAAAAAUAGAUUCUAAACCUGUUGAAGAGAAAAAGGCCAAAGAAAAGACAUUCGGAUCUUCUGAAAUGGCAACGGUGACAUUGUUAGUUUCUGAGGGGGCUCAAAAAGUUAAAGGGAAUAAAACUAACAUACAGGGAGAUGCCAUUGAAGUUCCAGAGCAUUUAGGCCUCAAGGAAGACACCAAGUCAGAGAGUCAAGUGAAAGAGAAAGAAAAUCGCUCCAAGGUGGAGCUUUUUGAGCUGGGCAACAAAAUUGAGACUUUGGCAGAGAAAGGUGUUAUUAAAAAAGACCAAACUGACAAAAAAGAGAAGACUGGCAGUGACCUGGAGCAUGAUAUGGAGAAGAAAGCAAGUCAACAAGAGGAUAUGCCCGCUUUCAACUUUAAGGAUAUUAAAAAUGUUUUUGAAAUGGGUGAGCAAAGUUCCCACAUCAAAGAGCUACCAAACAAACAGGAGGAACAGGAGUCAAGAGUGAUUGAAAUUAUGUUUGACGGUUCAAAGCCUGAGAUUCCUCCAGAGAGGGAACAAUGCACCCUGCAGAGCUCCCCGCCGUCUGUGUGCAAAGUAGUGAAAGUAGACACGUCUGUCGAUCCAACAGGCUUUUCGGAGACAAAAACAGUCACUGAACAAUAUUCCUCUGUUGAUGGAUACGGCAUAAAAAUGAUCGGGUCAAGAAGCUCUACAACAGUUUCCAAACACACUCAAAAUGUUACAACGCAAAGGGUGCCUUUCUCCUAUGCUGAUGCUGUGAAGAAAAAAACAACAGAGGUGAAGGUUUCGCCCGAGGCCUCUGCUGAGGAACUGAUGAAGAAUUUCCACAAGACGUGGACAGAAAGUGAGAAUGUAUUCAAAAGCUUGAGUGUCACAGAUUCGAGUACCAAAGUCCGAGAUGUGUGCAGUGUGCAGGAAGAGGGUGUACCCGAUGGAAGGCCUGAUAGCCGACAAAAAGAAGUUCCAUAAAACCUGUUUUUUAUGUGAACACUGCAAAAGCAAAUUGAGCCUUGGCAACUUUGUCUCUCUCCAUGGACAUUUAUACUGCCAACCACAUUAUAAACAACUCCUCAAGUCUAAAGGAAAUUUCGAGGAUGGGUUUGGACAAGGAUUGCAAAAAGACCAUGAAGGGUCAGACUGGAGAUAUUCACUUUC